ACUUCUUGAUACGAGGGCCCGUUGAGUGAAAGCUUCUUCUGUUCAGUCUAAAACCUUUUGAUUCAUUUUGGAUUGCGCGUCAGUCAAAAAAUAACGCAACAAAUAGGCGUGUUUUGCUGCUUUCUGAUGUGUCACAUGUUUUUGUUUGAUCCAACGUUUUAUACUUAGAAUUAUAUCGAAAAACCUGCUCAAUGUGUCAGUUUUAUUGUUAAGUUGACUCCAGAUACAGAUUUGUACAGUGCGUACAUUAGGCGAAAGGAUAGUUAUGUCUUAAAUGUUAUGCUUUUAUGUUUGUUUUAUAUUUAUCUAAGUGAGUCGAAUAAAGGACCGACACCAAUUCUCACAAUAAUAGGUUCUAAGAAUUGAUAAGUUGAUGAGGUAAUUGGUGUCUAACGUAUUCGUUCUCAAAACACAAAUCUGGUUAACCAGCCAGAAUUCAUUUUUCAAGUUUGAGCCUCAAAGGUUGUGCUUACUAUAGCAAACGUAGUUGUAUUCAACUUAGAGCCCAUACAGUGUUAAACCUAGCUGCAACUGUAUGUCGGUGGUCAAGUCUAUGGGAUUUUCAGUGUGCUGGACAAGAGCCUAUGAUUUGGAAUUCCAACGGUACGUGACCGAACUAAUGCAUUGAUGAUUCUGCCUCUAAGUUAAGCCAGUUGAUAGGGGAUGCAUUGAAGUCGUCCGCUCUAAGACUCCUCUAUUUGUUUAGCCAGGAUUGUAUUUUAUUAAGGAGGAGAUAAUUCCACUUACAUUACGAGCUCCAGCAUGCUACAUCGUGUUCCAUGUCUUCUUCCAUACAUUUCACCCCAUGACAUACCGAUUCACAUGUUUCUGAGUUGUGUACCACUUUCUACAGCUUGUGCGUUUAAGAUCUUCAGGUGCAAAGUGACACUACCUUCACGUUUUGGUAUGUCCUACAAAACAGAAAAAGCGACCCCUUAAAUUUUGCUAUCAUUUAUUUCUGAUGCUGUCCACAUUCCUGAAAUGUCAGUGGCCUGAAAGUUUUCUGUGACAAUCACAUUUUCUAGCUUUGGCACCUUGUUCAGCAGAGUAAGAUAGGUGGUAUUAUAGUCGGUAUUAGAGACAAUCAACUCUGUUAGAUACUUAUUUGGUCUAUGCUCAGUGGUUUGGGUUCACCUGUCUCCCCCUAACAAUGAGGUUUUUUUCCCAUUUUCGACAUCAUCUUUUUAUAUUUAUUGGCUUCAGGUAUAUUUAAUUGUGACCGGUGCAGACUCAGAUUCCAAUCCCAAGAAGCUUGUGUAAGUUUCUAAGUAACAAGUCAUAUUUCGUGGUGAAGGCAAUAGGUACUUUAAAAUUAAGUUUUUUGUUUGAACUGUCAGCUGGACGUCUACUGAACCUUUCAUCCGGUUCAGCAGCACUGUUGAAAACUUUUCCUGGUACCGAUAAUAGUGUGAUUCCUUUAUAUUUCCUACAUUUACUCAGGUAUCCUUUCUUUGGUAUCUUGAUGAGGUAUCCUUCUUCCUAGUCUGUUGGCACCUACCCCCCAUAUCUUCCUGAAUAUUUCGUAGAGAAUCUGUACAGUUACUUCUGUGUCUGAUUUCAGUGCUUCAGCUGGUAUAUUGUCAGGUCCUGCUGUUUCCCCACUUCAUUGAGUUUGUCAGUAUCUCAAAGGAAGGCUGUAUUGAACGUUUGUAUUGCUGUUUGUCCAGUUGUCCAGUUCUUCUUUAGCUUCAUUUUCAUCUUAGCCACAACCAAGUGGUGAUCUGAAGCUGUUAGCUUCUCUCCUGGUUUUCACGUCUUCCAUUGACCUAAGUUUUUUAGUGAUGCAAAUAUGAUCGAUCCUGUUAGGGAUGUGGAAUUCCGAAAUAUAACCUCUGACGAUGAAAAUCAAUAUAGAUUUCAAAAUUAGGUGAAGGUGGAUAUAAAGUCAACUUUCGAAAUAUUUUCACUACAUUAAUCUACGAAUUUUUAAUACUUUUUCACUGUUUUUAUUCAGUGACAAAUAGUCAAUCAUAAUUUAUAAUCACUGUAAUGGAUUUACAACUGAUUGACCUAAAUACACUUCUAACUCUACUUGAAGAAACUGCACUUCAUACUAAAGUUAGCGGAACAACGAAUCCAGGUUUAAUACAAAUAGUUUUAUUUAUAAUAUAGACAUAAAAACCAUUAUUCUGGAGUUACUGAUAAACUAGUACAAUUCAAUAACUGUUUACAAGUUUUGGAUUGCAUUCGUUGUGGGCACUAAAUAUGUUAAUAGACCACUCUAAAUAGUAACUGGUUGAACGUUUGACACCAAAUUAAUACCUUUAAGUAACCAGCUCCACGGUGAUCUCUCUAGUCUGGUUCUACUUGUUAUUAAUUCGGAGUCUUUAUGCUUCAAAAAUUAAUCAGUAACUUUUACUUUGGACAGAACCGAAGGGAGUUAUUUAUGUAAUAUUCAGUGACUUGCUAUUUCAUACCGAACCUUUAGUUUAACCCUGUAUGUCUUUUUAAAAGUAAGAAUCAUCGAAUAAGUAAUGUUGAGACUAUGUACAGCUUUUCAUUUAGCUAGCCCCCAAAUGCCCUGGUACGGCCGAGGGUGGGGAGAGUCCGCUCUCCCUCUCGAAAUGCUCUCACAUGGCCACGCCUAUAUAGCCUCUGCUAGGGAAGUCCUACUCACUGCCUUCUCGUGGCGGGGGUGUUGUUUACGAAAAUGAGAGGGCGAAAAGCGAAUGUCUGGCGCUUUAACCGGCUUCCAAACCAAUGGUGCACAUUGGCUCCAGUAUCCUGAAGGAACAAAUGGCGUAUGAACCAAUCGUCGUUCACCGGCUUCCAUGGGACUGCAUCUCCUCACGAUGCUCCACUGCCUCGUGGAUCAGACCUUUAGGUCGAAGGCUCGGGGAGUGGCCCCUUAGAACACCACGUGGUUCGGUUUGGGCACCCGGGCAAUAUCACAGCCCUCACACAUAUCGAAUGAAAUUUGUGUGGCGCAUAUCUAUUUGGUGCCUCAUUGUACCAAUAUCUAUGUGUUAAAAAUAAAUAAAUAAAAAUUUCAUUUAGCUAUGCUAAGCUAUGAACCUUCAUUGGUAUGGUUUGAAACAUAAUAUUGAUGAGCAGCCACCAUUUACUUUGACGUUAUGAUCUAACUAGCAUAUGAGUAAAGGUGAUCAGAUAUGCCCUUGAUUUGUUCGGUUGAACUUCGCCAUGUUGGGUUGUAUUGACUACCUGAGGCUCGUAAGAUUAUUGUCAUCUAUAAUUGAAGACCUUAGAUGACAUGUCUGGAAAUCUACAGCAGUUGCACAGAUGUAUUCGUCCUCUAUCUGCUCAUAAGUUUCGAGUUUAAAUAGUUGGAAAACCCUGAUUCUAAACCAAUAGUGCACAUGGGCUCCAGUAUCUUGAAGGAACAAAUGGCGUAUGAACCAAUCUUUGGUCACCGGCUACCAUGGGACUGCAACUCCUUACGAUGCGCCACCGCCUUGUGGAUCAGACCUUCAGGUCGAAGGCUCCGGGUUUUGUCUCCUAAGAAAACCACCUGCUUCGGUUUGAGUACUCGGGCAGUAUCACAGCCCUCAUAUAUAUCAAAUAAGAUUUGUGUGGCGCAUAUGUAUUUAGUGCCUUUUUAUACCAAUAUCUACGUGUCAAAAUAAAUAAAUAAAUAAAUAGUUUUCCCCUAGGUCUCUUUCUUUUGUUUAAAUUUAGAUAUUCUACAUUCUCUCUUUUACCCAGUUUUUCUUCGUCUUUUUAUUUUAAACUAUUGAUUGAAAGUGUAUUAACAACUUUGAUUGAUGGGAAUUUAUUCUGUGCUCUUUUUUAACCACUGAUUAAUUUGAAAAUUCAGGAUUCAUUGACUAACUAGUAAUCUUUUUUCAAAUGAUAGUUACAGACGUUUCUUGCUUGAAUUAAUAAUGAAGUAUCCGUGAAUUGUGUGUGAAAUUGAAAAAGAGAAAUGAGUAAAAAUAAAGUUCGCCAGCAUUCUAGUCGUCGUAAAAGGUACAAAGAAGUGGUUCAAUCACGUGUAAACAGUAAAACUCCUGUUCAAUAUACUCGUCGAUUAAAAACAAAAAAACAUAAAAAGUUAAAAAAUAUUGGCGCAAAUAAUUCAAAUUUAGAAAUAUACAAUCGUCCACCUAAAUUUAAUGAUGAAGAUUAUGUUCCAGCAAGUUUUAAACAAAUGUUACUUAUGAAAGAGGGUAAACGGAAAACUCUAUUUGAUCCAGCUGUUGGUGAUACUAAAGGUAUGAAGAAAAAAGAUGAUCCAGUUCCUGUCUUGAAACAAGGUAAACAUGAAUCAGAUGCUCAUUAUUUGGGACGACUUCAUAAAGAAGUUGAAGAUGAAUUAAAUAAGGUGGAAUUCUCCAAGAAACAACGAACUGAACUUAUUCCUAUUACAGAAGUUAAGCAAAGUAAAAAGAAGCGUAAAGCUGUAAAACGUUUAAAUGAUAAACGUAAAAAAAAACGUUUACGUACUAUUGAAAAACGUUUAACAGGGUUUGAACACUUACAAGAUAAAGUGAAAUUCAAUGAAGUUGUUAUGGCACCUCCAUUACAAUUGACUAAACCUAAAAUGGUAUUUAAGAAAAAAUUAGAUCAAAUACAUAGUUUAGACAAAUUAUUAACAACGUGAAUUACAAUCCUAUUCUUUGUACAUCUAUGCUGAUUUUGAUUAAUUAAAUAAAGAGAAUUGUUGAUACAUACUGAA
This is a messenger RNA of Schistosoma margrebowiei, 4636 nucleotides long. The record is from the annotation of a GenBank genome assembly. NCBI's taxonomy places the organism in Eukaryota, Metazoa, Platyhelminthes, Trematoda, Strigeidida, Schistosomatidae.